AGUGCUGCGGGAGACCCCGGGAAGGCCAAGCCAUGACUUCAGGAUCAGUGCACGUGGACUCCAAAGCUGAGCUCACUACCUUGUUAGAGCAGUGGGAAAAGGAACAUGGCAGCGGGCAAGAUAUGGUGUCUAUCCUCACCAGGAUGUCAGAGUUGAUUGAGAAAGAAACUGAAGAAUAUCGUAAGGGAGAUCCAGAUCCAUUUGAUGAUAGACAUCCUGGUCGAGCUGAUCCCGAAUGUAUGCUGGGCCACCUAUUGAGAAUACUCUUUAAGAAUGAUGAUUUCAUGAAUGCAUUGGUGAAUGCAUAUGUGAUGACAAGCAGAGAGCCUCCUUUGAACACAGCUGCUUGCAGACUCUUGUUAGAUAUCAUGCCUGGGCUGGAAACUGCUGUUGUCUUUCAAGAAAAGGAAGGAAUUGUUGAGAACCUGUUCAAAUGGGCAAGAGAGGCUGAUCAACCACUGAGGACUUAUUCCACUGGAUUGUUGGGAGGUGCUAUGGAAAACCAAGACAUUGCUGCCAACUAUAGGGAUGAGAACUCACAGUUGGUGGCUUUAGUUCUUCGGAGACUUAGGGAACUGCAGGUUCAUGAAAUGACUUUACGGCAGGAAAAUAAACGUCCCAGCCCUCGAAAGUUGCCCUCAGAACCGCUGUUGCCACUGGAUGAAGAAGCGGUGGACAUGGACUAUGGGGAAAUGACAAUGGAUGGAGAACAAGAAGAGACCUCUGGGGAUAUGGAGAUUUCCUUUCACCUUGAUUCGGGCCAUAAGACUAGUAGCAGAGUGAAUUCAACCACCAAACUUGAGGAUGGAGGGUUGAGAAAAAGUAAAAUGGCAAAACAGGGUGACAGAGAUGGCUUCAGAAAGGCCAAGCAAAAGUUGGGCUUCUCAACUUCUGAGCCAGAACGCAUGUUUGUUGAACUCUCUAACAGCAGCUGGUCAGAAAUGUCCCCUUGGGUUAUUGGUACUAAUUAUACCCUUUAUCCUUUGACUUCUGCUUUAGAGCAACGACUUAUUCUUCAAUACUUGACCCCACUAGGAGAGUAUCAGGAGCUGCUUCCCAUUUUCAUGCAGCUUGGAUCACGGGAGCUGAUGAUGUUCUAUAUUGACUUGAAAAGGACAAAUGAUGUAUUGCUCACCUUUGAGGCUCUGAAGCACUUGGCAUCACUUCUACUCCACAACAAGUUUGCCACAGAGUUUGUUGCACAUGGAGGAGUACAAAAGUUAUUGGAAAUCCCUCGUCCUUCUAUGGCUGCUACUGGUGUGUCCAUGUGUUUAUAUUAUCUAUCUUAUAACCAGGAUGCUAUGGAACGAGUCUGCAUGCAUCCCCAUAAUGUUCUGUCAGAUGUAGUGAACUACACCUUGUGGCUAAUGGAGUGUUCCCAUGCAUCAGGAUGCUGCCAUGCUACCAUGUUUUUCUCUAUUUGCUUCUCUUUUCGUGCGGUCUUGGAACUCUUUGACCGGCAUGAUGGUCUUCGUCGCCUGGUCAACUUGAUCAGUACCCUAGAAAUUCUAAACUUGGAAGAUCAGGGUGCUCUUCUGAGUGAUGAUGAAAUAUUUGCCAGCCGCCAAACUGGGAAGCAUACCUGCAUGGCACUUCGCAGGUACUUUGAAGCCCACCUGGCCAUUAAAUUAGAACAGGUGAAGCAGUCGCUUCAGAGGACAGAAGGUGGUAUUCUUGUCCAUCCACAGCCACCAUAUAAGGCAUGUUCUUAUACUCAUGAGCAGAUUGUGGAGAUGAUGGAGUUUCUCAUAGAGUAUGGACCAGCUCAGUUAUACUGGGAACCAGCUGAAGUCUUCCUCAAACUUUCUUGUGUGCAACUCAUGUUGCAGCUUAUCUCCAUUGCCUGCAACUGGAAAACCUACUAUGCAAGGAAUGAUACUGUACGCUAUGCAUUAGAUGUCCUGGCUAUUCUCACUGUGGUACCAAAAAUCCAGCUGCAAUUAGCUGAAUCAGUGGAUGUGUUAGAUGAAGCUGGAUCCAUUGUCUCUACAGUAGGUAUCAGCAUCAUCCUGGGAGUGGCUGAGGGUGAGUUCUUUAUCCACGAUGCUGAAAUUCAGAAAUCAGCUCUUCAGAUCAUUAUCAAUUGUGUGUGUGGCCCAGAUAAUCGAAUCUCUAGUAUUGGCAAGUUCAUCUCUGGAACCCCAAGGCGGAAGUUGCCUCAGCCUCCAAAAAGAAAUGAGCAUACUCUGGCCAAGAUGUGGAAUGUGGUUCAGUCCAACAAUGGCAUUAAGGUGCUGUUGUCACUGUUGUCCAUCAAGAUGCCCAUCACUGAUGCAGACCAGAUCAGAGCACUAGCAUGUAAAGCCCUGGUUGGACUUUCCCGCAGUAGUACUGUUCGGCAGAUCAUCAGCAAGCUGCCUCUCUUCAGUAGCUGCCAGAUCCAGCAGCUGAUGAAGGAGCCUGUCUUGCAGGACAAGCGCAGUGACCAUGUCAAGUUCUGCAAAUAUGCUGCUGAGUUGAUUGAGCGUGUAUCAGGAAAGCCCCUCCUUAUUGGUACUGAUGUCUCUCUUGCACGGCUGCAGAAAGCAGAUGUGGUAGCCCAGUCUAGAAUCUCCUUUCCAGAGAAAGAAUUGCUUCUCUUAAUCCGAAACCAUCUCAUCUCCAAAGGGCUGGGAGAGACUGCAACAGUCCUUACCAGAGAGGCUGAUCUACCCAUGACUGCUGCAUCUCAUUCCUCUGCCUUCACACCUGUCACAGCUGCUGCUUCCCCUGUCUCUCUGCCUCGUACCCCUCGCAUUGCCAAUGGCAUUGCAGCCAGACUAAACAGCCAUGCCAAUGUAGCCUCCCCGGCCUCUUCUGUCCACUCUCAGUCACGGCCUCCACAGGGUCCACUUGCCCUGCCUGGCCCGUCUUAUGCAGGCAGCUCUCCUUUGAUUGGCAGGAUCAGUUUUAUCAGGGAGAGGCCAUCGCCUUGCAAUGGCAGGAAAAUCAGAGUGUUACGGCAGAAAUCGGACCAUGGCGCCUACAGCCAAAGUCCAGCCAUAAAAAAGCAGUUGGACAGGCAUCUUCCUUCCCCUCCCACGCUGGACAGUAUCAUCACAGAAUACCUUAGGGAGCAGCAUGCUCGCUGCAAGAACCCAGUUGCCACCUGUCCCCCUUUUUCUCUUUUUACCCCUCACCAGUGUCCUGAGCCAAAACAAAGGCGGCAAGCGCCAACAAACUUUACCUCGAGGCUAACCCGCAGAGCAGCCUUUCCGAAGUAUGGAGGGGUAGAUGGUGGGUGCUUUGAUAGGCACCUUAUCUUCAGCAGGUUCCGUCCCAUUUCAGUGUUUCGGGAAGCAAAUGAGGAUGAAAGUGGUUUUACCUGCUGUGCAUUCUCAGCCCGAGAGAGGUUUCUAAUGCUUGGCACGUGUACAGGGCAGCUGAAACUUUACAAUGUUUUCAGUGGGCAGGAAGAGGCUAGUUAUAACUGUCAUAACUCUGCCAUCACACAUCUCGAACCAUCUAGGGAUGGAUCUUUGUUGUUAACAUCUGCCACUUGGAGCCAGCCUCUUUCUGCACUCUGGGGGAUGAAAUCAGUGUUUGAUAUGAAGCAUUCCUUCACAGAAGACCACUACGUAGAGUUCAGCAAGCACUCACAAGAUAGGGUCAUUGGCACAAAAGGGGACAUUGCCCAUAUUUAUGACAUUCAGACUGGCAACAAGCUGUUGACUCUCUUUAACCCAGAUCUUGCCAACAACUACAAGAGGAAUUGUGCCACGUUUAAUCCUACAGAUGAUUUAGUCUUAAAUGAUGGAGUUCUCUGGGAUGUUCGUUCUGCGCAGGCCAUACAUAAGUUUGACAAGUUCAACAUGAACAUCAGUGGUGUUUUCCAUCCUAAUGGACUAGAAGUCAUAAUUAAUACUGAAAUUUGGGACCUUCGAACUUUCCAUUUGCUGCACACAGUCCCAGCUUUGGAUCAGUGUCGUGUAGUUUUCAACUAUACGGGUACAGUGAUGUAUGGAGCUAUGCUACAGGCAGAUGAUGAAGAUGACUUAAUGGAAGAGAGGAUGAAAAGCCCCUUUGGAUCAUCUUUCAGAACAUUCAAUGCAACAGAUUAUAAACCUAUAGCUACCAUUGAUGUGAAACGAAAUAUUUUUGACCUGUGCACUGACACCAAGGACUGUUACCUUGCUGUUAUUGAGAAUCAAGGCAGUAUGGAUGCCCUGAACAUGGACACAGUAUGCAGGUUGUAUGAGGUGGGCAGGCAGCGCCUGGCAGAAGAUGAAGAUGAGGAAGAGGAUCAGAAGCGGAUGGAGGAAGAAGAACAAGAGGAAGAAGAUGAUGAUGAAGAUGAUGAUGACACAGAUGACCUUGAUGAACUUGACACUGAUCAGCUGCUGGAAGCAGAGUUAGAGGAGGAUGAAAACAAUGAGAACGCUGGCGAGGAUGAGGAUGGUGAUAAUGACUAUUCUCCUUCAGAUGAAGAGCUGGCUAACUUGCUUGAAGAGGGAGAUGAAGGGGAAGAUGAAGACUCUGAUGCUGAUGAGGAAGUUGAACUGAUACUGGGAGACACUGAUAGCUCAGAUAACUCCGAUUUGGAAGAUGACAUCAUCUUAUCUUUGAAUGAGUGAAGAGUGACCAUCGUGUGGAUGCCCACUGAAGAAGUUCUCUUCCUGGCAGGCAGGAGACCAAAUGAGCAGCGAAUUCAGAACAAGCCUCUCUGACGCCUCUUCUCCCCUCUCUCCCAUCCCGGUCUCUAUCCCUCUCCCAGGGAUGUGUGUUUUUCGAGAAUCUGUAGGCUUCACGCUUGGAGGGUUUUGGCUUAAGCAGAGAAUCAGUUGUGCCCAGAAGUGGCCAUUCAAUAAAGAGAUCAGGGGUUAGGCCUUUUUUCUGCCUUCUUUUCCCCCACUUCCUCCAGGAUGGACAAAUCUUUCCUUAAGGAAAAGCCCCACUUCUCUGGGGAUAUUUCACAGUAUAUUUUCUUUGUAUAAAGUUCUUUACUAAAGAACAAGAAAAUAGUUUUAUAUAAAAGCAAAAAAAAAAAAAAUUGCAGGUGUUUAUAGCAAAGAGGGUGUGAACUUAUAUCCACUGGGUACCUUGUCCCCUAAGCUUCAUUUCCUUUGGGAGAAAGUGAUGCCCGAAGAUCAAUAUAAAGAGGCGUUUUUACACGAGUAUUUAAAAUGAAAAGGAAAAUCGUGGUUUCUUAAAUUGAUAAGGAUUAAGACUAUUUUAUUAUAAAUAUAAUAUAUGAUUUUUAAAAAAAAAAGUUUUGUUGCCUCACAUGCUGUCAGGGUGUUGGUGUUUUUUCCUUGACUUGAGGUGCCUUCGUGCCAGAACUGGGGAGGAAGGCGGGCAUGGACUGCUGUUUGCCAUGUAUAUGCACACAUUCAUUCACUCACCCUCACGGAAUGGCAGGCAGGAGCAAGUCCUGGCAUUUUGGUCAUUGUGGAUACUGGUUUUGUGGAGAUGAGGGAACUUGUGAUAUAAGUUCACUCCCUCUAUUUUUCUUUGUGAUUCGGUUUUUUUAAAUCUUUUUUUUCUUCCCUUUCUCCUGUGUGGAAAUUACAAAUCAAAGGCCUUUUUCUUUAAUGUAAAGUGUAUUUAUUUAAAAAAAAGUACAAAAUAAACUACAAGUCUGUCUUUGUU
Gracilinanus agilis (Agile Gracile Mouse Opossum) is the source of this 5568-nucleotide messenger RNA. It is a transcript of the gene DCAF1, whose product is annotated as DDB1 and CUL4 associated factor 1. The transcript is spliced from 25 exons. The coding region runs from base 33 to 4553 and encodes 1506 amino acids. Gene Ontology annotation, molecular function: nuclear estrogen receptor binding; histone H2AT120 kinase activity. NCBI's taxonomy places the organism in Eukaryota, Metazoa, Chordata, Mammalia, Didelphimorphia, Didelphidae. The record is from RefSeq and is a predicted model, not a curated record. Gene Ontology annotation, cellular component: Cul4-RING E3 ubiquitin ligase complex; nucleus. Gene Ontology annotation, biological process: protein ubiquitination.